UCUAAAAUCAGGAACCAGCAGGGACACACACUCACACAUACCAAAAAUAAAGAAGUAACAAACAGAAAGCUCUGCCGUUUUGCCACGGUCGCUGUUAGGCUAACACUUACAUUUUAUUAGUUCUUGGCUUUUAUUUAGGGGCCCUGGGAGCUGUGUGGGCCCCCAGUGGGUAAGGUGUUUGCGCGGAGUCUUUAGUUUCAUUUAGUAAGAGGAAAUUUAGAGUUGUGCAAUGACUCUUGGGCUGUUUUGAAAGCAAUUGAGAAAGCGCAUCGAGCUAGAGUGCGUGAAGCGGAGAAGACUCCAUGUUGUCUUCAUACAGAAUGGAGGGGUACAUCAUCCCACCUAAAAAAAGCUGGACUGGCUGGAUGUCACAGGCCCCAUCUGAAUUUAAAGAUUACUGGGCCCUUGUAAAUAAAAAUCCAACAGAAGAUAUGAUCUACGAACCUGAAAUCUAUCGACAACAGAUGGAAUAUCAAUACAUCAUCGAUGGAGAAGGCCAGAGUGAUCAUACUUGGGAGUACAGUACACACCAUGUCCACCCUGGGGACUUUGAGAAUUUGACAGAGAGCCACUUCACGGAGCUCCAGAGUGUGCAGCCAGUUCAUCCUCCCAGUGUGCAUCGCUUUACUGAUGUUGAGCCAAGCCAUUUUCUGGACCCCAGUCUGACUGGACACCAUCUGGGACUGCCUCCUCCACAGGUGGCUUGCUUGCCUCGUCCGUCUGUUUAUUACCCGCAUAGUGUGCAGCCCUCACCUCUCCUGCGCAGCUCCGACGAUGAUGACCCCGGCAGCCGCAGUCCCCCCCUGGAGGUGUCUGAUGAGGAGUGUAUGAGGGACCAUAUCAGUUCUACCACCGGGGUUGAACAUGGAAACAAGAAGAAGAUUCGUCUGUAUCAGUUCCUGCUGGACCUUCUGCGAAACGGAGACAUGAAGGAUAGCAUCUGGUGGGUGGACAAAGAAAAGGGAACUUUCCAGUUCUCUUCUAAACACAAAGAGAUCCUGGCCCACCGCUGGGGAGUGCAGAAAGGCAACCGCAAGAAGAUGACCUACCAGAAAAUGGCCAGAGCACUGAGAAACUACGGCAAGACCGGAGAGGUGAAAAAGAUCAAGAAGAAGCUCACGUACCAGUUCAGUGGUGACGUGCUGGGAAAGGGCCACAUGGAAAGGAAGCUGUACAUGUAAAGCAGCAGAAAGAUGGACAGCGAGGCAGACAGAAAGCAAAAUGAAUGAGAUAGACAGGAGAGACUUGACAGUCUUUUGAAAAGAGAGCUCUACUCACUGGACUUGGAGCAUUAGACUAUUCGCUUGCCCUUUACAUUCCUUUUUAUAUUAUUCACCUUUGCAUUAAUUCAGUGAACCUUCUCUAUGAACUUCUAGCCCAGAGUUCACACUCCCAUUUCAGCUGCAUGUCCAAUUAUACAACUUUCUAUUCUCUAUACAGAAGAGAAAGGUAAAACAUACAGACAGUGAGAUCUGAUCCAUUAUAAAGAUCAAAUGUGUGAGUUAAAAAACAAAAUGAAACUCGGCAGCAGUAUAGAAGCUGUUGUUAAGUGAUCAUUGAGGAGGGGGUGGGUCGAGGAGGGGAGGGGGUUUUAGUCGUGGGCGGGGGUGGAUGGAUGGUGUAUCACAAAAAUACAAAAGCAGAAGUGAAAACAAAUGACACAGGCUCACGCUGUACGGAAAAUACGGCUGUCUCGUCUGGCCAACACACACGGGGUGAUUCUGUUUUUGCCAUAAAGGGUGCUUUUUUUUUGACAAAACAUUGUUCAAGGACUGUAAGAUUUAUAUUCAUUUUGUAUAUGAAUAAAUCUUUUUAAAAUAGUACAAGAAGUAAAAUCAGAAUGGUCACAAAAUCUUUUGGAAGAUUGGAAGGAACUGGUUUCACAAUGUCCAUUAUUUAUCACCGAGUUCAAGUGGGAGUAAAACACAAUCUGGUUUUGUGAUAAAGCUUUUCAGUUUCUAACAGAUUCCUUAACGGGCAUUCCAGUCUAGCACUCUGUGCUGGCUUUGUGCUUAUAAGAUCUUUAUAAGAACGCUGAGCUUUACAGUUUCUCAUCUUGAUUAUGGGAGUAUUGAGAAAAAUCUGAUAUUUAAAAUAUAUUUAAUUAAUCUAUAAAAGUCAGCCAUUAAACUAAAAAACUAUGCACGUUCAUUCGUAGUACAAUACUGUUGCUUUUGUGUGUUUGACUCACCAGCACCCCCUGUCUAUACAUAUUCCUAAACUUUUUAUAUAACCAUCUCUCGACUUAAAAUCGAGCAAAUUUAUUUCACUAAAGGACGUACAUGAAACAUUGAGUGUAUAGUAUUUAUUC
Messenger RNA from Hemibagrus wyckioides, 2311 nucleotides. RefSeq names its product Spi-1 proto-oncogene b (gene spi1b). Gene Ontology annotation, cellular component: nucleus. The record is from RefSeq and is a predicted model, not a curated record. Gene Ontology annotation, biological process: regulation of transcription by RNA polymerase II; cell differentiation. Lineage: Eukaryota; Metazoa; Chordata; Actinopteri; Siluriformes; Bagridae. Gene Ontology annotation, molecular function: sequence-specific DNA binding; DNA-binding transcription factor activity, RNA polymerase II-specific. The coding region runs from base 303 to 1181 and encodes 292 amino acids. The transcript has 6 exons.